Messenger RNA from Aureobasidium namibiae CBS 147.97, 831 nucleotides. RefSeq names its product glycoside hydrolase. The annotation marks the transcript as partial. The transcript has a single exon. Gene Ontology annotation, molecular function: beta-glucosidase activity. NCBI's taxonomy places the organism in Eukaryota, Fungi, Ascomycota, Dothideomycetes, Dothideales, Saccotheciaceae. Gene Ontology annotation, cellular component: extracellular region; cell surface. The record is from RefSeq and is a predicted model, not a curated record. Gene Ontology annotation, biological process: glucan catabolic process.
GGCAUCAAUCUCGGAUCGUAUUUUAUCAUCGAGGAGUGGAUGAUGUGGCAAUAUGUCGGAUGCAAUGCGCCGGGAGUCAACGACACUUGGGGCCUUCAAAGCAUGUCAAACGCGGAAGAAAUCAUGAUUAACCAUCUGGACAACUACAUCCGCGAAGUCGAUUUCCAAGAUGCGCAAUCGCGCGGCGUCAACUUCGUACGCAUCCCGAUCGCCUUCUGGAUGUUCAUUCCUACCCAAGGCGACGAGCCGUAUUGGACGGAUUCUCGCCAAAAGGACGUCUAUCUUCGUCAACUCGUGGACUGGGCAGUCAAGUACAAAAUGGAGGUUUUGCUGGACAUUCAUGCCCUGCCUGGCGGUCAGAACCUCAACGAUCAUUCUGGACGUAACCUUGAAAUCGCUGGACUCACGCCUCAAUUCCUCAACUCUACAAACCUUGCUCGCGGCAAUGACACAGUUGAUGCAAUCAUCGAAUGGGUCCAAGCCUUACCAAGUAAUCUCUCAUCCGCCAUUGCAAUGAUUGAACUGGCCAACGAACCUCAGAUCUCCAUGACUGGCGCGUACGAUGCACUUGUUGGCUACUAUGUCGCGAACCAAGCCAAGAUUGCCGACAAGCUGCCCAACGUCUGGACCGUGAUUGGCGAUGCUUGGCUCGGUGUACAAAGCUGGGGAGACGUUUUCAACCCCAGUCAGAAGGUGAUCUUGGACCUCCACUGGUGGAACCUCUUCACCGACAUCCCCAGCUUGACCGUGCUCGAAGACACUUACUGCAGCUUGCCGCCGGCGUCGUCGCCCCACGCCUGGAACAACCCAAUCAUCAUCGGCGAAUUUUCC